UUCUUACGUUGUACAAAUAAAUCAGAUCAUAAUUAACUGUAUCUUUAUACAAGCAACAUGAAAAUAUACAAGUUGCAAGUUAUACUCAUGUAUUGUUAUCUGUGCUUAUAUUUAAGCGCGGGAGACCCAGUUCUGUAUCCGCCUUUUGAAUUUCGAAGAGAGCCACGUGAAAUGGGAGCGAAUAAAUUAUCGUUUCCAAAUUCAAAUUUUCCUCCGCGCGCGUAUCAUGUGCCUCAGCAACAGAUAAUUCACACUGGCGCGAUGCAAUCACAACCGGUGCCAAAUGCAGAAAAAGUUCAAACGGAAAAUACCAGCUUCUCAUACAAUAGAUUCCUCGAUGCGGUGAACGAUAUUUCUGGCAAGAAUGGAGAGGAAUACCAAAUGCGGUCGGCCAAUCAAGUCGAUGAUGUUAGUAAGUAUAAAAUUCCGCCUACUGAUGGUUAUGCUCGACCAAAUUUUGAUUCCUGGGUGCCGACGAUUCAUGAUACAGCUUCCAUCUACACACCGAUUCAACAUCAAUCAAGCAAAGCUUCGCCAAAAUUCAGUUUAUUGGAGCCCGUUUCAAAAAUGUCAGGUAAAAUGAGUGGGUUAAUGGAGUUAAUAUUCGCACUGCUAGGUUCUAGUUCUAAUAAUUUACUAACGAAAGACUUUAAGGAUAUCCUCAUUGAAGGUAUAAUAAAGCCGAUGUUUGUGGUUAAAGGCGGUAUUAAAGUAUUGAUUAGCAAGUUAUCGAUACCGCUGGUUGCAUUGGUUUUGAUUAAUGUGGAGGUGUUGGUAACCGUCUGGUGGUUGUGGGACGACUGCCAGAAACAGCAACCACAACCGUAUCAACCAUAUUAUCCGCAACCAGUGACAGAUAACUACAGUUAUAAUACUACUUAUUAAUAAAUAUGUUAUACGAUAUUUUUGUUAGUGAAAUCUAAUGUAAUUUUCACUUUCCAG
This is a messenger RNA of Bicyclus anynana (squinting bush brown), 942 nucleotides long. RefSeq lists its product as uncharacterized. The transcript has a single exon. The record is from RefSeq and is a predicted model, not a curated record. Bases 58 to 885 code for a protein of 275 amino acids. Lineage: Eukaryota; Metazoa; Arthropoda; Insecta; Lepidoptera; Nymphalidae.